ACAUCCAGAUUCGGUGUUUGCUAACGUUAGCCUCUCAAGGAGUAACGGUACAUGGAACAGUAGUAGGGUAUCAUUUUAUUCUAGGGUAAAAACGGACACCCCAGAACAGGGCACCUGAUAUGACGUUGCUCUCGGCACGGAACAUAAAACCUCAUGAGAUAACGCAAGAUCCAUAGUUUUGCCAUUUGACCUCAAUGGUUUAGCGAAUGAGCUGGCUAGCUAACGUUACAAACUUAAGUUAACUGGCUAGCGUGUUAAAAUAACAUGCAACAGCACAAACAAACAAUGCCUGGCUCAUCAGGUAACGUUAGGGCUCUACCUCCUCCCUCGAGGACUGUAGUCAUGUACAGGAAUGGAGAUUCUUAUUACCCUGGAAGGAAGAUUGUCAUCAACCACCGCCAAAUGUCACAUUUUGACAGCUUUUUAAGUUUAGUUACAUUUGGUGUUGAGGCACCAUUCGGAGCCGUGCGAAAUAUUUACACUCCGCGGGAGGGGCACAGGAUACUUGACAUGGACCAUUUUCAGCAUGGGGAGACAUAUGUAGCAGCUGGAAGGGAACGGUUUAAAAAGCUUGACUACCUACAAAUAUCAACGAUGAAACCACCAAGAAAGAAAAAAGCAAUGAUCGUGCCUGUAACUCACAGCAAAAUAUUGGUUCCAGCUCGCUGCAGGAGAUACAUUAAUGAGUCAUGCACCAUCAAUGUUUUUACCAACGGAGAUAUCUUGGUUCCACCAUUCCGGAUACUGAUACCAAAGUACACUCUCAAAAGCUGGGAGCAUGUACUGGCCAUGGUAACAGAGAGGGCAUGUCUGCGCACAGGAGCUGUGCACAGGAUAUGCACAUUAGAUGGGACUCCUUUACUCAGUGGCGCAGAGUUAGAGAAUAACCAGUACUACGUGGCUGUGGGGGUUGAGAGAUUCCGACACUUGCCGUAUUUCCAGUGGGUUCCUAACAGAGGAGUCAUUCGAGAUAAGGGUGAUUUUCUAAGGAAAAGGAAACAAGGAAAGGAAGUUUCUGUUGUAGAUGGCCGAGACCCAUCUCCCUCCCGGGAAGAAGAGCCGGUGCGUGUGGAACCCGGGUUACGGGCCCUGCUGCCUCAGUUCUACUCCAAGUCCCAGACAGCCAAAAAACCGAUGCGGACUUCCAGAGUUCCGUCUCAUUUCUCAGUGGGGGCAGAUAGCGUGUUCAAAGCCAAGGACAGAAGAAAGGAAACAGCAGGAGCGGCCGAGGUGGAGGAGGAUAGCCGAGUGCAAGUGGACCUGCCCAUUGAUCAGGUCAAAGCCAAGACGGUGGAUGAUGAGCAGUGUGACUACCCUCGUCCAGAGAGUGGUGGGAAGAGUCCUGCGAAACCUUUCCCCCGGAAGCUCAGUUCCAGCAAAACUCAGAAAACGCCACCAGCGGGCUCCAGGGCGGAGACUCCUGCCAAAACUUCUGGGACUCCAGAGGAGCCAGUCGGUGACUCUAGGCUGAGCAAAGCAAAGGGAUACCCAGUGAAAGCAAAAGUGCCAGCCCCAGUUACACCAGAUGGGCCAGUGCAGUCGUCAGAUGUUUCACCUGAGGAAACGGCAGAGAAGCAGAAAGUGGAGCGGCGAGCGUCAAAGCUGUGCGGAAUACGGACACGGAUGUCCAAGUUUUUCAAGGACAAAAACAAAAAGGAAACAUCGACUACAGAAUUGGAUGACGUUGAUCCAGAGAAUCAAUGAUCGACCUAUUUUACAAGGUAGGCCUUUGUUGCAUUUUAUGCACUUUGAUAUUGGCACCCCUGUCGUUCUGAGUGCAUCACCAAUGCUGGCGGUUUGCUCCCAUCCUCACAGUGAAGACAGCCAGUCCCGUCGCAGUCACAGCAUGGGAAUCCUCCCUCCCCGUGUGCAAGAUGAAACUGUUUUAAACGAAAUAAAAAUGUCUGCAUCUUGACAG
Messenger RNA from Clupea harengus (Atlantic herring), 1918 nucleotides. RefSeq names its product doublecortin domain-containing protein 2 (gene dcdc2c). Gene Ontology annotation, cellular component: microtubule; microtubule organizing center. NCBI's taxonomy places the organism in Eukaryota, Metazoa, Chordata, Actinopteri, Clupeiformes, Clupeidae. The record is from RefSeq and is a predicted model, not a curated record. The transcript is spliced from 13 exons. The coding region runs from base 265 to 1704 and encodes 479 amino acids. Gene Ontology annotation, biological process: intracellular signal transduction.